This is a messenger RNA of Echinostoma caproni, 261 nucleotides long. The record is from the annotation of a GenBank genome assembly. Lineage: Eukaryota; Metazoa; Platyhelminthes; Trematoda; Plagiorchiida; Echinostomatidae.
CCAGAUUGGGAUGAAAUUGGUCGACAAUUGCCUUGUGGCUACUCAAAGUGGAUAGAGGAUACACGGGGUAUGACUUCGCAGCAAAAAUUGGAACAUUUGAUUCAUGAGAUGAACACCCUCGGACGAAACUAUGGUAAACCGCCGGAGAUACUUUUACCCAAGGCAAGUUUACGUGCUAGCAGUUCAGAUCUGAAUACGGCUACGGACCCGACAAAUCAGAUGGAAGAGUUUGUCGAACCGAUCGAUCCGGGAACUUGGUGA